Molecule: messenger RNA, 1728 nt
Organism: Cucurbita maxima (winter squash)
Lineage: Eukaryota; Viridiplantae; Streptophyta; Magnoliopsida; Cucurbitales; Cucurbitaceae
Exons: 5
Coding region: 160-1551 (463 amino acids)
Source: RefSeq, a predicted model, not a curated record
UGGAAGACUGACACCUCUUCUACAGUCUCCUCCCCCGCGAUGCGUCAUCUUCUUCCUUUCGUUUUGGAUUUCUUUUCCCGAGAUUUUUAAUCUCCUAAAGCCUUGCGUUUGACCCAAAUUCUGUAAUUGAUUCAGCUUGAUUUUCAAGAUAGGACUUUGAUGGCAGCAGCAGAAGCAAGGGCUGCUUUUCAGAGGACAGUAAAUCGUUGCUUUGUUCAAGAAGAUGCCAAAAGGGCUCCCAGAUUAGCUUGCUGUCAAUCAUCGUCUUCAACGACCAAACCAGUUGAUUCUGGACCUGCCAAUGCAGCAGCAGAUGAACCAGAUCAACCUUCCAUAGGUUUUAUGCCUUUUAGCAGAGCUUCUUCAUAUUCUAGUUUAUUUCCCGAGUCGAAAUGGUGGCUUCAGCCACAAUCUAGCUAUGGAUACCAAAAGAUUUUCACCCCAGAACACUCUAAUGCUUUAGAGGCUGGCAAUGAAACUUCAAAAUCUGGUACUGAAAAAUCUUGUUCUUCAAUUGAUAUUCACCCUACUGAAGGUAGCAAUGAUGAUUACAGCAGGUAUUCUCUAGACACUGAUCAUGGUGUCUCUGAUAUCUGCUCAAAGAGGGUGAAUACCAUUAUGAAUGAAGACGUAAAGACCUUGGAUGGUACAGACUCUCAAGAAUGUCUUGGUAGCAUAGAUAUGAAAGCAAACUUUGAAUGUUUAGAUAAGGAUUCUUUCAACUGCAAAACAGUUUCCAAAACACAAGAUGAGUUUUACUUAGAUCCAGAUUCUCCUUGGAUUCAAGAGGACAAGGCUGAACCAUGGUGGUGGAUAACAGAUAAAGAUGAAUUAGCCUAUUGGGUUGCACAGAAAUCUCUUGAUCAUAUAGAAAAUUGUGAUCUUCCGCCACCUAAAAAAACAUGUUUGAAUCUUAAGAGACUCCCUUAUGCUCAAAAGCAAUCCUAUGAACAUGAUACAAAUUGGGGUUCUACGUUCAAGUCAAACCACAGAAAUUGCGGGCUCGAUUUUUGUUGUUUUGGCAAAACACAGAGAGAACCGGGUGAAUCAACUGAGCAAGGGAUCUUGCUGCGUGGAGCUCAAAAAUCUUUGAGUUGUACAAUUCCCAACAAUUUGACAAAAACAACACAAACUUCUGAAGACAAUGCUAGCAAAGCUGAGCUAAUGGAUGCACUGCUUCAUUCUCAAACCCGUGCGAGGGAAGCUGAGCUUGCAGCAAAGCAAGCUCAUGCCGAAAAGGAGCAUAUAUUUGAGCUGUUCUUCAGACAAGCAUCCCAACUCUUUGCAUAUAAGCAAUGGUUUCAACUGCUGCAACUAGAAAGCCUGCAGAAUAAGAACAAUGAUCACCCAAUGUCCACUCUUUUUCCAAUGGGUCUUCCAUGGAUGCCUUACAAGAAUAGGCGGAGAUUCACGAGGCAGAAAAGAAUCAAGCGGGAUCGGCAUGGGAAUGAUAUUUCGACUUAUGCGGUUGCCAUAGCUGUAGGAUUGAGCCUGGUGAGUGCAGGAUUGCUUCUGGGGUGGACUGUAGGGUGGAUGCUUCCUUCUUUGUAGGCCUAGAUUUUAGAAUGAAGGAUGAAUUGAGAAGGGUACGUACUCUGAAUGAAGUAUAAGCUCUGUUUGUGUAUCUGUGUAGCAUAGAUUUGCAAUAUGUAGAAUGUUGUUUGUAUAUUAUGAGGAUCAUAUUUGAGCUAACAGAUCCAAGUAAUAUAUCUCUGUUUCGAUUCUUUA